AGCGGCCAUUUUUAAUUCCGCGCUACUCAGGAGUAUCCUUGAGAUCUGAAUUUCUAGUAUCUUCGGUUUCUUGAGGGAUUUCAUGUUUCUCUGUCAAAGAAUGUUUAAAUUUAAGACGAAGUCAUGGUUGGUGAUCCAAAGAUAAGCAGUUGGUUUUAAAAGCUGUUCUUUUCCGGACAGGUUCUUUAAAUCUGUUGAAGAUUUCAUCACUGUCCUCUUAAAGUAAAAGCGCUCACUCGUGUUUACUUUACCCAUGACUUGGCAUGAUGUUAUAACUGUGGGCACCAAAUACCUUCGAAGAUUACAUAGACUGCCGGUGAUAUUACUUAAACAACCCAGAUCAUUCCUGCUUCCAAGAUACUUUGUACCAUAUCCUCGUAUCUGUUCAAAUUUCGGACGAUUAACCAAAUAUAUUGGCAAUCAUUCACAAGCCAACUCAUUGGUUAGAGCAGUAUAUAGGAAGAUUAUUAGUAGUAGUACUCAACAACGACCAAACUCAUUACUAAGAGUAUAUAGAGGUUUCGCUGGAUCCGUUCAAUUGAGGCAUUACGUGUCUAACAGACAUGAUUAUUCUUUUCACCCGAUCAACAAGAUUUGUAAACCAAAACAUGAAUCUUGGUUUUCAAGUAUCUUUGGCACAAACAAAUAUCAAAUAUUGCCUAACUUGUGUACAAGUUCCGCGGACUCAAUAAACCCGAAAGAGUUUAUAGCGGCAGGAUGUAACAGUGCUGUAUGGGCAGCUGAAGUUCGUCAACAAUAUCCAAAUGAUAAUGAAUUCAUUGAUAAAUUAGCUGUGAAAGUACUGUAUAACUAUUACACGAAUUCAUCUUAUGAUGAACAAGCUAAUUUACACAGUGAUUAUAAUUCAUUACAAAAUAUUCCUGAUAAUUGGGUAUUAUUACAUCGUCAAAUUCAAAGAGAAUGUGAACUUCGUCCUCAAACGAAUCAUCCUAAUAUUGUUCCAUUAGUUGGACAUUUUAUUGAUCGUGCACCUCAAGUCAAUUCAGUAAAUGAUUCACAUGUUCAUAAUGAUAAUUAUAAUGAAUCUAAUAAUGAUUUAUCUUCUGGUCAAGUUUCACAAUUUAACCAUAGAACUAUUCAAUCAAAAUGUUGGCCUGGUAUAGAAUACUUUUCAGAAGGCUUCGACAAUCGACCGUAUACAUUCUACAUGUUGAUGCCAAGAUUUGAAGCAACUUUGGAUGAUCUCUUACGAGGAAAUUUAAAAUGUAAGUUCAAACAAUCACCAGCUGAAAUAAAUCACGAAGGUAUUAUUGAAUCUAAGCAAACUCAGAGUGAUAAUACUAAUCUUGCACAUAUUAAUCAAUAUCAAGAAACAAAUGUUUCUAAUACUUUCACACCAUUUUUUCAAUUACAUACUGAUUUACAUUACUUGUUUAAUUCAAGCCUAUUGAAUUCUGCAUAUAUUAAACAUGGUGAAAUGUAUCUUCCUGUAGAAGAAAUUGUAGCUAUAAUUGCUCAAUUAUUUGAAGCAGUUGCCGAACUUGAAGCGCAUGGUAUUGCUCAUAGAGAUAUCAAACCAAAUAAUAUACUUAUACGUCGACGUGUUCCAUUUUUGAAUACUAAUCAAACAUUUGAUAUAAACAAUACUACUUAUAAUACUUUUGUUCAGUUCCAUCUAAAUUGGUUAAAUGACAAAAGAUUACAAAUGAUUAAUUCACAUUUUCAUGUUGCAUUAACUGAUUUCGGAUGUGCUAUUCGAACUGGACAUCGUCAUAUUAAUGAUAAUAAUAAUAUAGAAGAAGAAGAGUAUCUUAAUCAUAGUGGAAAUUUGGCAUUAUUAGCUCCAGAAAUAGCACAGAUCAUUUAUUCACUUAAAGAUAAUUCAAACAAUUUACACAAUAUUAUAACUAAUAAAGAUUAUAAACAUUCAGAUUUAUGGGCUAUUGCUACAUUAAUUUAUCCUUUGUUUGGAAUACCUAAUCCAUUUAUUGAUGGGACAUUUUCUUCAGUAAACUAUACCGAGGAUUCUUUACCUGAACUUCCUCAUAAAGCACCAAAAAUAAUGACAUGGAUUUUACAUCAAUGUCUUAAACGUAAUCCAUCAGAAAGACCUAAUGCUGAUGAAAUUGCAGAUAUUUUGCAUACUUGGUGUCUUAUUCGACAUUUUCACAGUAGACAAGAAGUUGAUAUUUUAAAAGAUUUUUCGCAAUAUCCAAUAAAUUCUGCAACCAUAAAUAUUGAUUCUUUGACUGCAGAAUUUAAAAACUCAAUAAAAUUCCAUAAAGUACAAAGUAAUAAGCUCAUCAACCGUUUAUGUGAUCUCCUAAAUGUAUGUUGGGCAGGUGAUUGGUUAUCUGGAGCUGCUCGUCCUCCAAAUGGUAUACGCUCUCUGUUUUAUUCACGAGCUACUCCUGGACGUUUGGCGCUUUGUUUAAAUAUCGUAUAUCAAUUGGAGUGUUUCGGUGUCCAACAUGUGUUGAAUUCCUCUCCUAACUACCAAUAUUAGUAGUCUGACAUCUUGAAAAUUAAUUUUAAAAACCCAGAUCACGUAUUUUUUAUGCUUAUUUAUUCGUUACUUUCUUCAUAAUCUCUAAUUUUAUCGUUUUUCAUUUACGCUCAUCAUAUUCUUACAGAUUGUUUACAUAUAGUAUCAUCCUCUCUUGCUCAUAAAAGUAUAUUG
This is a messenger RNA of Schistosoma bovis, 2641 nucleotides long. The record is from the annotation of a GenBank genome assembly. Lineage: Eukaryota; Metazoa; Platyhelminthes; Trematoda; Strigeidida; Schistosomatidae.